UUCAGUUGGGAUUCAAUGUAUGAAUUGGAACUGCAUAAUUUUGAAGAUUGCGGAGAUGAAGGCGAGAUUUGGUUUGGCAAGGUUGCCGAGAAACGGUUGGUUUAUUUUUUCGUUGUCAUUUCGACUGGCAAUCAUGGAAACUUACAAAGUCGACACCUCCAGGAUAGUCGAGUUUGUCACGGCACACAUACUAAAAUCAGCUUCAAUCCUCGAUCUUGGGUGCGGGAAUGGUUCCGUUUUANUUUUUUUUGUACGGGAAUUGUUUUACAAAUUUUGUUCAGUUGGGAUUCAAUGUAUGAANCAGCUCCAAUCCUCGAUCUUGGAUGCGGGAAUGGUUCCGUUUUAAGGAAUCUGAGGAAAAAAGGUUACACUCAUCUUACCGGUGUAGACUAUUGCUCUGCCGCGAUCGAACUGGCGACACGUGUUUCGGAAAGCGAUCAAGAUUCUUCUGAAUGUUCCAUCAAUUUUGAGGUUUUGGACAUACUAUCUCCAGCUAGGAAAUGCUUUUCAAAUCAGUAUUCAGUUGUUCUGGAUAAAGGCACAUGGGACGCAAUGAGUCUUUCGAAUGAUCGAGAGUUUCGUCUGAGCGCAUACAGAACUGCUGUUAUUGAAGCUCUUUGUCGCUCUGGGAAAUUUGUGAUAUUGUCGUGCAACUUUACUAGGGACGAGUUGUGCAAAUUUUUUGACGAUGGCGCUUCUCUUGUGUUCCAUAGUGACAUUCCGUCUGCUCAUUCAAUCAGUUUCGGUGGUCGGCAAGGAGCUACUUUCACUGGUAUUGUUUUUGAGAAAAGGUGA
Messenger RNA from Haemonchus placei, 795 nucleotides. The record is from the annotation of a GenBank genome assembly. NCBI's taxonomy places the organism in Eukaryota, Metazoa, Nematoda, Chromadorea, Rhabditida, Trichostrongylidae.